AUGAGAUGUAGACAUAUCUGGGACUUUCAACCUAGUGGCUUGCAUACUAAUCCAACUAAAUGUGUCAAAUCACACUUUCGCCUUUUUUUCCAAUAUCACAAGCCAAUGGAUAUUCCACCUCGCCGAACACGUUACAAUGACAAGAAGGAAUAA
Molecule: messenger RNA, 153 nt
Organism: Bipolaris zeicola 26-R-13
Lineage: Eukaryota; Fungi; Ascomycota; Dothideomycetes; Pleosporales; Pleosporaceae
Exons: 1
Coding region: 1-153 (50 amino acids)
Source: RefSeq, a predicted model, not a curated record